AUGGAAUUAUCGAUUGGUAAUUUGUUCUCUCUUUACACUUCGAAUCUUGUGUGGAGUCUCUUCUUAACGUCGACAGCGUUACAUGCUGUUGCCCUUAUCACAAGUCCAUUACAAGCAGUGUUGAAGUGGUACCGGCGGCAAAGCAGCGAUAGUGACACAUGUUUGCCGUAUCUCUGUGCAGUUGUGGGGUCUGGAUUGUGGCUCCGGUAUUCAUUUUUCAUCCAGGACACCAAACUUAUACUUCUUCAAACAUACGCUGUUACAAUGCAAAGUUUUUUCGUAUUUGCGUUGAUAUUUUAUCGGACGAAGAAGCGUCGUCUCAUUCGUCUUGUAGCAGUCAGUGCAGUUCUACUUCUCCUUGUAUUCUACUACAUUCAAGGAAUGAAUGAGGACGAUGGGAAGGAGACUACAGGAAGAAUUGCGUCUGCAGCUCAAAUUGUUGGUUCUCUCGUGUGUCCCUACCUCAUUUACAAAGCAGUUUCAUCGAAGUGCAUCGACUUUGUUCCGAUCGCUCCUGUUGCUUUUACAUGGAUAAUGGAGUUACAUGCAAUUAUAUACAGCAUUGGAAUCGAUGAUUUUUAUAUGUUGUUAGCAAACACUAUCUUCUUUUGCAUGGACGGAUCUCUUCUGGCGAUGUUCUUCAUAUUCCCGAACGAUAAGCCAUAUUUGAAUGUAGAGAUUUCAUAG
Molecule: messenger RNA, 687 nt
Organism: Necator americanus (New World hookworm)
Lineage: Eukaryota; Metazoa; Nematoda; Chromadorea; Rhabditida; Ancylostomatidae
Exons: 7
Coding region: 1-687 (228 amino acids)
Biological process (GO): carbohydrate transport
Cellular component (GO): membrane
Molecular function (GO): sugar transmembrane transporter activity
Source: RefSeq, a predicted model, not a curated record